UCCGUUUUGUCUCGUCCACAUCGGCGUUCUUCUUCUUCAUCGGUCGUCACCCCUUUCCUCCUCAGUCCUCACUCACGCCCGCAGUGCCACGCGGACGUCGAUGGGGAAGUGGAUCAGGUCGCUGGUGGGCCUCAAGGCGCCGUCGUCGUCCGCCGCGCCGGGGAAGGGGCCGCGGAAGUGGAGCCGGCUGUGGCGGGGCGCGUCCAGGGACGCCGCCGGGGGCUCCGAGACGUCCUCGACCACGUCGUCCACGGUCGUCGCGGCCGUGGCGCGGGCGCCGCCCGCAGACUUCCGCGUGAUCAGGCAGGAGUGGGCCGCCGUCCGCAUCCAAGCCGCCUUCCGCGCCCUCCUGGCGAGGCGGGCGCUGAAGGCGCUGCGGGGCAUCGUGCGGCUGCAGGCGCUGGUGCGCGGCCGGCUGGUGCGGAGGCAGCUCGCCGUCACGCUCAGCCGCAUGGAGGCGCUGCUGAGGGUGCAGGAGCGCGCCAUGGAGCGCCGGGCGCGCUGCUCCGCCGACGCGCACUCGCAGUCACAGGACGCGCCCACCGACCGCAACGGCCGCGCCCACCCUCUCAGGGAAACCGAGGAACAAUGGUGUGACAGGCAGGGUUCUGUCAACCAAGUAAAAUCAAGGAUGCACAUGAAGCAUGAGGGCGCAGUGAAGAGACAAAGGGCAAUUGCUUAUGCUCAUUCUCACCAGCGACAGAGUUCAAGAUACAGUGGAAGGCCAAGCUCCCCUGCAAGGUCCCUCAGGAACCACGAGUCUUAUAUAGAAGGAUGGAUGGCAACAAAACCCUGGGAGAGCACGCAUGUGGACUCAAACCUCGGCGAGUCGCGGCGUCUACAGAGCUACAAGGAGAAGAUGAACUUUGAAGAUUCCAAAUAUUCAUGUGCUGGCUCCAUCAAGAUCAGAAGAAACAAUGAGUCAACCAGGGUUGAAGCAAUGCCUCAACUGGCUCUCUCGGCUUCCUCUUCGGACUUUGGGUGCGAUGAGAGCUCUCCGUCGACAUCUUCGAUGACCCCUGGAUACUCUGCCAACACCUUGGGAUCAGAGGCGAGAUCCGGCAGUGGUGGAGGGCCGGGCUACAUGAGCUUGACCAAAGCUGCUAAAGCAAGGCUGGAGGACGCCAGCGACAGUCGUAGAGGGCCGUUUCAGCUACAGAGGCAGCGAUCUGGGGGCGUGCCGUAUUACAACAGAAGGGUAGCACUCUCGUCGUUGGACUCCGAGAGCAAUGCCGGCUCGGAUGUUUCGGUCGCCGCAAGGAGAUUGAACAGCUUGUCUCUGAAAGGCCAGAGCAUGACCCGAAGCUUGGACAAGGAGAAUGAGAGUUGGUUCUAGGUUGUUACUUGCUCGCAUGGACAAACCCAGUUUGCACCUUGCAUACUUUUUUCACAAGUUUCUUCUGCUUUAGCAUUAUAUUUGUACACACCCAGUGUCAAGUUCAUGUCCUCAUUGCUUGCAUCAAUAAAUAUCUUAGAUGACAUUGGUCAGACAAUUGCAAAGAACACUGAGUUGGAAAAAAAACGGCCAUCUAAUGUGUUACUGGCAUGUGGUCCCAACCGCCUCACUGAGUUGGUAUAUCCUCCUAAUUUAAAACC
Messenger RNA from Hordeum vulgare subsp. vulgare (domesticated barley), 1596 nucleotides. RefSeq names its product protein IQ-DOMAIN 6-like. The record is from RefSeq and is a predicted model, not a curated record. The coding region runs from base 101 to 1336 and encodes 411 amino acids. The transcript is spliced from 4 exons. NCBI's taxonomy places the organism in Eukaryota, Viridiplantae, Streptophyta, Magnoliopsida, Poales, Poaceae. Gene Ontology annotation, molecular function: protein binding.